ACACAAUAGAGUGAAGUUUAACUAAAAUUUGGCAUUUGAUCAGUCGAAAAUUUUCGUUGAUCCAUAAUUUGGCAUAAUUUUUUUGUUAGCCUGAGCUAAUCCAAAUAUUAACAAAAUGAAGAUUCCAUUUGGUAAAAAGCAUGCUGAAAUUGCUACUUCUUUUGUCUCGUCAGCGGCUGGUUUUGGUGGCGCAGCGGGGCUUGCGCUACUCUACUUCACAGACUGGAAGGUGGUGCUGCAGUACAUGCCAAUCUACAAUACGAAAUUCGAUAAAUCCGAAUAAAUAAACCGUUUAGUUUGCUGGACGAAACAAAAUUAAUAUUAUGUUUUGCUCUGGUCUAAAUUGAAAUCAACAAAAUGUGUUCUGAAAUAAAGUAGUGUGAAAUUCGCCGUGAAACUUGCAUUAUGGGACUAAAAUGUAA
Anastrepha obliqua is the source of this 422-nucleotide messenger RNA. RefSeq lists its product as uncharacterized. Lineage: Eukaryota; Metazoa; Arthropoda; Insecta; Diptera; Tephritidae. Gene Ontology annotation, biological process: mitochondrial electron transport, ubiquinol to cytochrome c. The record is from RefSeq and is a predicted model, not a curated record. The transcript is spliced from 2 exons. Bases 116 to 283 code for a protein of 55 amino acids. Gene Ontology annotation, cellular component: mitochondrial inner membrane.